AUGAGCCACCUCCGACUUCUUGAGCAUGUCGAUGUUCCUGAAAAGCAUCGAUCGGCGCCGCUACCACCAUCUGUCGUUCCGAGAGUUUGUAAGAAGCGAUUGAGCACCGCCAUCGCCACGUCUGCUUCGGUUCGUGUCAGAUUAGGGCUCGAUUCUGCCACCUCCAACUUCUUCAGCAUGUCGAUGUUCCUGAAAAGCAUCGAUCGGCGCCGCUACCACCAUCUGUCAUUCCGAGAGUUUUUCGAAACAGAGGAGAUAUCGAAGAUAGGUUCCAAUCAACCGCCGACAACUGCUGUACUUCACCCGUAUGUUCUUCUCGGAAAGCACAAAUUCACCUGUGAACUGAAGGUGGUGGCCAGUUGUGGAGUUGGGUGA
Messenger RNA from Lactuca virosa, 375 nucleotides. The record is from the annotation of a GenBank genome assembly. Lineage: Eukaryota; Viridiplantae; Streptophyta; Magnoliopsida; Asterales; Asteraceae.